GUAUUCGCCCUGCUCUAAUUAAUCCCGAACAAGACGAUCAACAGUUCAAGUGCCCAACUUGUCAAUCUCAUUUGGUACCUGAUGAGUUAGUACCAAACAAGGCAGCGCGGGAGGCAGUCGAUGGUCAUCUAAGAGAUUGGGCUAGACGUAGGAACGAACCCACUGUUCCGGAAGUUAAUGAGGAUGAUGAAGGAAAUAAUUUGGAAAUGUUAGAAGAUCCGCUGGUAGCAAAUAAUAACGUAGACCUAUCUGUGGAAAAAGAUACUACAGAUUCAUUAAAUGAACUUGUAAAAACAGAAGAAAAGGAAAAAAGCACGAGUGGUUUAUCAGAAACGGGACUUGAUAAUGUAGAAAAUUCUAGUCAAUCUCCUCAAAUGUCAAAAGCAAAGGCCGAGUUGAAUGCUAAAACGGAGCUACCAAAGAAACCAACACAUGAUCUUCCGCCUAUCCCACAAUCGCAAAUACCAACACAUCAAUCUCAGUCACACUCAUCACAACAAUCGCAACAUUUUCAACAGUCACAAAUGCAGCGACAUCAAUAUUCAAAUAAUGUUGCAGGGAAAUCUUUUGGGCAAAAUCCUAUAGCAUCACAACAACAAGGGUAUGGACCAUUUGGUUAUUAUAAUGAUUAUGGAUUUGGUUAUGAUCAAAAUCAAGGAUAUUGGUAUGAUGAAGUUUAUCCUCAAAUGGGUAUGAAUAUGAUGAAUGGGCCAGGUUACUACGACCCAUCAUACUUCGAUUCAGGGUUUUAUCCCGCAGAACCAUUCCCUUCACAACCACAAUUUAUGCCACAUUUUAGACCACCGGUAUACGACGAAUUUUGGGACGGUAGACCAAUGAUGCCACCACAAGGCAAUUUUGUACCGUUUGCAGGAAAUAUGGGUGGAAUGGGAGGUAGUGCAGGAAUGCAACCAUUUAGAGGAGGCAACUUUCGUGGAGGGUUUCCACGUGGAAAUUUUCCAAAUCGCGCUCGUGGCCGCGGAAGAGGUUCUAGUCCCGGAUUUUUCAGUGAUCGCUCAUCAUUUGCUAGCGGACGUGGUAUGGGUGAUUUCAGACGAGAAUCUAGUGUUCCACCCUCUAUUGGAAGACGAGAUAUGUCUGAUUAUCGCGAUGAAGAAGAUGAACGACUUGUAGAUGAUUUUGGACGCGAUUUGGCACGACGUAAAUCAUCUGCAUCGCGUAUUUCCGCCGAAAGAGAUAUUGAAGCUCAGGAUAAAAGAUCUCCUUCUCAUACUUCUGAUCGUGACAGGCGCGACAGGGACGUGAUAUUAGAUGAUGAAAUAGAAAAUAGAAGACUUAGAGAUAAAGAUCCAACCCGCAGCAGAAGUAAAGAAAGGUCACGUAGGAGUCGAAGUCGAAGUAGAUCUCAUCAUCAAUCAUCACGGAGACAUCGUGAUGAUUCGCGACAAAGCAGAUCUCCUUCAAGACAAGAACGUUCAUCUCCUGAUGCUCGACGAAAAACAUCGAUAUCUUCAAGGCGUCGCAGUCGUAGCCGGGAAGCAUUUGUUGACAGAAAAGAAGAUCGCCGAUAUUCUGCCGACCGCCGAUAUUAUGAUGACCGUCGGUAUUCCAUGCCUGAAAAAAGGGAAGAUAGGCGUGAUUCCAAUUUAUCCGAACGAAGAGAAAGUAGACGAGAUUCUAAUUUUUCGCGCUAUGAAAAAUCUGGAUCUAUUAACGAAAGGAGAGAUCCUAAACACGAUUCAAUGGAUGGCCGAAAAGAAGAAAAUCGUAAUAACUCUUUGUCUAAUGAACGAUUUGAUUACGAAGACCCUAAAACUCGGUCUCGAACGAGAUCACCAGUUGAUAGAUCAAUAAAUCAUGAGAAUGGCAAAUCAGAAUAUCAUAACUCCAAUCACAAUAUUGACACAGAUAUGCCAAAUGACAGGGUCAGUCUUCCAGCAUCUGCUGAACAACUCUCAGAAGAUAUUGAGCGCCGAACGCGGUCGCGUUCUCCAAAGCCAAUAUUAGCACCUGAAGAAUCAGUGCCUGAUGACGUAAUAUAUGAUGAUGAUAACGUUAUCGAUGUAUCCACAAAUGAUGAUGACACUCUACUACUAGAUGAUGAUAGAAUGUCUGUAAAUGAUGAUAGACCUACUACACCUCCUUCUCCUGAAAAAUAUCCUUCAUCGCCUGAAAAACGACGCCAUUCAUCAACUCACAAACAUCGGAGUAAAUAUCAUCGUUCACAUCAUCGACAUGAGUCUCCGGAAAAAGAUGAUCACGACAAAAGGGGAUCUCGAUCUAAACAUUUGAGUACUUCUUCCAAAGAUGAUUAUCGCAGUAGUACUCACAAACACAAAAAGCGUCAUAUAUCCUACCAUCAAAGUCGACACAGCCAUAGUAACAGAACUAAAGAUAGCGAAAACAGACGUAGACAUAGAGAAAGCUCGGAAACACACAGAUAUCGCAGCAGGUCAAGAUAG
Molecule: messenger RNA, 2423 nt
Organism: Racocetra persica
Lineage: Eukaryota; Fungi; Glomeromycota; Glomeromycetes; Diversisporales; Gigasporaceae
Source: the annotation of a GenBank genome assembly